Molecule: messenger RNA, 1279 nt
Organism: Babjeviella inositovora NRRL Y-12698
Lineage: Eukaryota; Fungi; Ascomycota; Pichiomycetes; Serinales
Gene: ARF2
Product: Arf family GTPase
Exons: 1
Coding region: 289-834 (181 amino acids)
Biological process (GO): intracellular protein transport; vesicle-mediated transport
Cellular component (GO): plasma membrane; cytoplasm
Molecular function (GO): GTPase activity; GTP binding
Source: RefSeq, a predicted model, not a curated record
CCUGAAGCGGUUAAUAGUGCACACGCAGUAGAAAACAUCCUGAUCUGAUCUUCUAUUAGAUAUAUAUACACUUAUAUAACGUAUGUGUGACUAUUACGCGGAAUAUAUACCGUUGAUUGGAUGAUUUGCGUUGGACCCAUUGGCUGAUUCGCACCGUUGUCCAAACGAGAUUCCUGGGGCGAGGCUCCAAUCUAUCCAAGCCAGCCUUUUGACGGAUCAUGGCUGAUUGAUGCCUGGGUCCUGUUGAUGUCCGAACGACCCUCUCCCACAGUUUACUAACUCCUCUAGAUGGGUCUCUCUAUUUCUAAAUUGCUCCUGAGCCUUUUCGGCUCCAAGGAAAUGCGUAUCUUGAUGGUCGGUUUGGAUGCCGCUGGUAAGACCACCAUUUUGUACAAGUUGAAGUUGGGAGAAAUUGUCACCACCAUCCCAACCAUCGGUUUCAAUGUCGAAACCGUCGAAUAUAAGAACAUCUCUUUCACCGUCUGGGAUGUCGGUGGACAGGACAAGAUUCGUCCGUUGUGGAGACACUACUUCCAGAACACCCAGGGGAUCAUCUUCGUUGUCGACUCCAACGAUAGAGACCGUAUCUCUGAGGCCAGAGAGGAAUUGCAGAGAAUGUUGAACGAAGACGAAUUAAGAGACGCUUUGUUGUUGGUCUUUGCCAACAAGCAGGAUUUGCCAAACGCGAUGAACGCCGCCGAGAUCACCGAAAAGUUGGGCUUGCACUCCAUCAGACAGCGUCCAUGGUACAUCCAGGCCACUUGUGCCACUUCCGGUGACGGUUUGUACGAGGGUCUCGAAUGGUUGUCCACCAACCUUAAGUCUUCUUCUUAAGCGCAUCAAUAAUUUUCCGAAAAUGUUGGUAAUGUAACAUAAAAAGCGAAAAAAAACUUGCCGAACAAAAUUAAGAAUUUUUAUUAAUAUAUGUUUGGGUGUCAACGAAAAUGAAUCGUUUCUCCCUCUCCUUUCCGUGGUUGAAGCUUGGUUUCUCUCGUCGUUUCCGAUUUGUUUAUGUGGCCCGUAGCCUAGUGGAUACAUGUCCACUGUCAAGGUUUUCUCGUUCAAUAAGAAUUUUUAGCCUUUUCGAUAUGCUUUCUGUUUUCCUUAUUUUAUAAUUCCACCCUCCAUUUACUCGUGAUGGCAAGUAAAUUUCUCUCCGUGUUUUAUUUCCCGCUUGAAGUUCCACUCCUUUGUAUCACCCUGGAAUCUAUAAUAUUUGUAUAGAGGUCCAUAAUGAAGUGUGUGGCAUCGGAUAUCAGUUUGAACGAUAGGAUCCCGA